This is a messenger RNA of Ostertagia ostertagi, 1719 nucleotides long. The record is from the annotation of a GenBank genome assembly. NCBI's taxonomy places the organism in Eukaryota, Metazoa, Nematoda, Chromadorea, Rhabditida, Trichostrongylidae.
AUGAAUAAAGCAAACGGCGAUAUAGCGAUUGUAGAGGGAGAUAAAUCCAAGGAAACGGGGAUCACUGGAAAAGGAAAUGACGUCAAUGGAACCGAAAAGAAUGUUGUUGAUACCAGUGUAACCGCUCAACCAGUUAAAGACGAGCCAGCCACGAAGGAUUCCAAGCCCAUCGUCAAAGAAGAGGCAGCACAGAAGCCCCAAGACAAAACUAAGGAAGAAUCUGGCGAUAGCGAAAAACCCUCUGAAGAGAAGGCUCAACCUACAUCGCACGGUCGCAAAAAGAAGGAGCGAGUAUUCAAGCGCAAAGUGAUCCGUAUACCAAGAGAAGUGUUUGACUAUAUGGCAAAAAUAGAGGAAGAUGGGACUAUCAGACUCAAUGUGACCCAGUUUUCACUCUUUUUCUCGAACGAAAUAUCGAAGAAGUUCGUGAGUGAAUUUGGUGGGAGCAACUACAGAUUGCUGUGCCUCUAUGGAAUUGUCAGUGUCCCGCCAGCGGCGAAGAAUCCUUCCCUUAUCGUCGACUGUUUUUCCAAUGAUCCAGCUGAACGUGCAGCGCAAGAGAAGAGGUUGCAAGCAAUGGUCGAGGGUCGCAAGAAAUUCGCGGAGAGACAGAAGCGGAGAGAGGCUGAAAUUGCAUCAGGCGCGAAGAUAUUGCCCGCGGAUGGAAAUGCGAAUAAGAAGGCUGAAAACAAUAAGAAGUCCCCAGGGAAGGUUGAGGAGCAAACCACCAAGAAAAAUGCUGACCAGGAGAAGUUGCCGAACAAAAAGCGUACUGCGGAGCCCAGUGCUCCAUCGUCAACUCCCGAUAGCGGCACAGCCGCUAAGCAACCUAGGUUGGAUGAGAAGAAUUACGCCCAGUCGAAAAAUAAAAAAACCUUCCCAAAGAAAACUCCAUCCGCUCCUGCGAAAGCUGGUGCACAGAAUGCCCCAAGGGCUUCCCAACGAGGAUCAUCUUUCAAAUCUUCUUCGAGAGGUGGUCCUAUUCGGAACCUAAUGUCUAGAAGGCUUUCGCCAUCUUAUCGUGGAUCGGGGUCGUCUCCUUUUGUGUCUCCACUAAUGGGCCGUAGAGAGUGGCAGAGCGGUCCGGCACCGUUCCAGAAUCAACGCUACCCGCAAGGCAACAUGUAUGAAGAGCAGAUGCGAUACGGUGAGCCUUAUCCGUUCAGUGAUCGCAGAGGAGGUGAUACGUGGGUAAGACCUCCAACCCAACCAGAUGAAAUGUAUAAGCUGGAGUCAGUGAUGCGCAGAGCUGCGCAAGAGAAUUCGUCGUCAUUAGAAGCAGUGAGACAGGUAGAAAAAAUGGGUCUGGGUUCAGUUGUGGGCGCAAUACUGAAUGUUGUGGAUCGUAGGAAUCCUGGAUUUCCGACGUAUGAUACUCCAUCGCGUGGAAUUCCACCAUUGAUUGAUGAAUCCUAUGGAAGGGACCCUCGCAUGUCCGGUGGUCUCGAUUACAAUCCUAGUCCUAUUCGGGAUAUUAGCAGAUAUGUGGAGCCACUAGACGACUUCUGUGACAGCUCUCGCAUGGGGCCAUCACAGUCUCGUCCUGAGCGUAUCACUUAUCCAACCAUGGGCGGAGGCGGUGCUGGCAGUGGUGGUGGAGGUGGAGGCGCUCCUCCGUUUGGGCAGUCAUAUCCGGCUUUCGCCGCUCAGUCAUUCGGAGGAAUGAUGGACUACGGGAUGAGCCGUGGCCGCAGCCCAGCUGGCAGAUCGUAUAGAUAA